AAUCGACCCUGUUUCAUGAUGUCCGGCUCGACCAGAGAAUGCGGCCACCCCUGUCCCGACUUUGCAGAUAUUUAGCGCGGUCGGACGCCCAGCCAUGUGGAUCUGCUCUGAUUCUUCCCAUUCUCGUUCGUAGUGCCAUGGUUUGGGCCUGCAGCGCUCACAUACUGAGCAGAACACCCAUCGAGAUCAAUACCCCAAAUCGCUUCCAUGCCACGAUGAAACCGUGCUCAUCCUGGGCGACAGCCGCAUUCCUCUCGAUUUCGGCAUCACGCACCGAAAUACAACAUACGGACGUGCGGUCAGACAAGUUCAACUUCCUCAAGAUGGCCAAGCGCGCCAUACAUCGGUGACCCAUCCAGCAGAAUGCGCAACUCAGGAGAUAUGACUGCGUGUU
Polychytrium aggregatum is the source of this 394-nucleotide messenger RNA. RefSeq lists its product as uncharacterized. The coding region runs from base 39 to 350 and encodes 103 amino acids. The transcript has a single exon. Lineage: Eukaryota; Fungi; Chytridiomycota; Chytridiomycetes; Polychytriales. The record is from RefSeq and is a predicted model, not a curated record.